Acaulospora colombiana is the source of this 313-nucleotide messenger RNA. Lineage: Eukaryota; Fungi; Glomeromycota; Glomeromycetes; Diversisporales; Acaulosporaceae. The record is from the annotation of a GenBank genome assembly.
GGAUCCAAGGAGUCCUCGUGACAUUUUUCGCGUUCUAACGGGACACAAAUCUGAGAUAUGCGGUUUGAAAUGGAACUACGAAGGAGAUCAAUUGGCAAGUGGUGGUAAUGCCAACGAACUCUUUAUCUGGAAUAGCAGUAGUUGCAGUCCAACUCAAAGGCUUGAUGGACAUAGGGCUGCUGUUCGUGCACUUUCGUGGAGCCCACAUACCCGAAAUUUAUUAGCUAGUGGAGGUGGUCAUUUGGAUCGACAAGUUCGCUUCUGGAACACUUUGAAUGCGAAAUGUUUGUCAAUCCAUAAUGUUAAAUCUCAG